GGGGCUGGGGGGGAGUUGAGCCAUGUUGGACUUCGCUAUCUUCGCUGUCACCUUCCUGCUGGUCCUGGUUGGAGCCGUACUCUAUCUCUACCCGGCUUCUAGACAAGCUUCAGGUAUUCCUGGGAUUACUCCAACAGAAGAAAAAGAUGGAAAUCUUCCAGAUAUCGUAAACAGUGGGAGUUUACAUGAAUUCCUGGUUAAUCUCCAUGAGAGAUAUGGGCCAGUAGUGUCUUUCUGGUUUGGCAGGCGCCUUGUGGUUAGUUUGGGCACCAUUGAUGCACUAAAGCAACAUAUCAAUCCCAAUAGGACAUCACAUCCUUUUGAAACUAUGCUAAAGCCUUUAUUAAGGUAUCAAUCUGGUCUGAGUGGGGAUGCAGCUGAGAAUCACAUGAGGAAAAAACUUUAUGAAAAUGGUGUGAACAAGUCUCUACAGAGUAAUUUAGCUAUCAUGGUCAAGCUUUCAGAAGAAUUAUCAAGAAAAUGGCUGUCGUACCCAGAAUCUCAGCAUGUGCCUCUUUGCCACCACACACUUGGCUAUGCCAUGAAGGCUGUUACACAAAUGGCUUUGGGCAGUAGCUUUGAAGAUGACCAGGAGGUCAUUCGCUUUCAGAAGAAUCACAGCACAGUGUGGUCUGAGAUUGGAAAGGGUUUCCUGGAUGGGUCACUUGACAAAAGUACCACCCGGAAAAAGCAGUAUGAAGAAGCAUUAAUGGAAAUAGAAUCACUUUUUAAAAAAGUCAUAAAAGAACGAAGAGAAAGAAGCUCCAAUCAACAUAUUUUUAUAGACUCCUUAUUGCAAGGAAACCUGAAUGACAAGCAGAUUCUAGAAGACAGCAUGAUAUUUUCUCUAGCAGGAUGUGUUAUAACUGCUAACUUAUGCAUGUGGGCAGUCUAUUUUAUUACUACAUCAGAAGAUGUCCAGAAGAAAUUGCACAAAGAGCUAGACCAAGUUCUUGGGAAAGGUCCAGUUACUCAAGAGAAAAUUCAUCAGCUCAGAUAUUGCCGGCAAGUGCUCUGUGAGACAGUUCGAACAGCUAAAUUAACACCAAUUGCUGCCAGACUUCAGGACCUAGAGGGAAAAGUUGAUCGGCAUAUCAUUCCUAGAGAGACCCUUGUUCUUUAUGCUCUUGGCGUGGUUCUUCAGGAUAGUUGUGCCUGGCCAUCACCGUACAAGUUUGAUCCAGACAGGUUUGAUGAUGAAUCUGCUAUGAAAAAUCUUUCUUUGCUUGGAUUUUCAGGCACACAAGAGUGCCCUGAGUUGAGGUUUGCAUAUAUGGUGGCCACAGUGCUUCUAAGUGUGCUGGUGAGAAAACUGUGCUUACAUCCUGUGGAAGGGCAAGUUAUUGAGACCAAAUAUGAGCUGGUAACAUCGUCAAAGGAAGAAACAUGGGUCACUGUUUCUAAAAGAAACUAAAAAUGAAUGUCAAGUUGCAAAAAAGAAAGCGCUUCAGCCCGCUGGUGCUGAGAAUUCAUUUGUUUCACUGAAAAAUGAUAUCCUAAAUCUAUCAUAGGGUUUGGUGUUCAGACCUUAACUUUUUUCUACAUUUUUAACAUUAUCUUCUUUUUCAUAUUAAUAUUCCUUUACUAAAGUGAAUUUAAUACAGACAUUUGUUAUUUGAACCACAUUGACUCCAGGAAGUGUGAUACAGAAGUGAAGGUUUUUUUGCAAGACCAUUUCUAAACACUGCCUUGUCAUAACAGACCAGCCAUGAGCAGUGUAUCCUUUAGGGCUGACUGGCAGUGAGGACCACUGUUUUAGACAGCAAUAGCUAGUAGUUAUAAUUUUCAUUGUUUAAUAUUAAAUUAUCCAUUGUGUUCUAGUUUUUACAUAAAACAUUUACAUUAAAUGGUCCCUGUUUUGAAGAAUUUUAAUUCUAAGAAAGCAUAAAGCAUGUAUUAUACAUACUAUUAUACAUUUUAAAUAUGCAAAGGGAACUGAAUAUUUAUAGAAAUAUUGUGGCAAAUCAUUUUAUAAACAAAGAAACCUUUUGUAAUAUGAAUUUUACCUAAUUUGUUUUAUAAUUUAGAUUUGUGUAUGCUCUAUAAGAUUUUCUUAAAGCAGAGCGUAUUUGUAACUAUAUUGUACCAAGAUACUGCUCACUUUAAAUGGAUAGUUUAGCUUUAUAUUUUUGAAUUAAUGUUUUCCCAUAUCACCUCCUACCUUUUAUUUUUCUUAUAUAAUUGAAAUUGUUAUUCUUGGGGGAAAAUUGUUUGGCAGAUUGGAGGAGGCAAGAGUUUGGUGACAUAUCUUUCUAAUAGUUACUUAUAUACUUGCAUACUCUACCUCUUAUUAUGUGUUCUACCUCUUAUCGUGACACCUAGUUGUUUUGACAGGUGUACCAUUUUAGUAUAAAAAGAAUAGGAAAGAGAAGGGGAGAUUAUCUUCCUUUAAAAAAAAA
Molecule: messenger RNA, 2399 nt
Organism: Phascolarctos cinereus (koala)
Lineage: Eukaryota; Metazoa; Chordata; Mammalia; Diprotodontia; Phascolarctidae
Gene: CYP20A1
Product: cytochrome P450 family 20 subfamily A member 1
Cellular component (GO): membrane
Molecular function (GO): heme binding; oxidoreductase activity, acting on paired donors, with incorporation or reduction of molecular oxygen; monooxygenase activity
Source: RefSeq, a predicted model, not a curated record